UAGAAAGCUACGGCAUUUUCAUCAGCAAGAUAUUCAUUUGUGAUAACAUUUGCUGCUUGACAGCGCAAUUCGCCCCUCAUGUCAGCUGGUGCGUACAUUCGAACAACCAUUCCUGGAUAUGGUUGCUUUGACAUUCCCUUGGCCACUUCAAACACAGCUGGUGGUACAAUUUCUUUGCUGCAGCAGUAUUUGCCAGAGCGUCCGUGGCAUGGCAACAAAAUGCUCUCGUGUGGACUUUGUCAACUACAACCCGAGGACAUCAUUGAUUCCCGCUGCAGUGCUUUGGUUUUCACCAACUACUCGGAGAUCAGCAACCAGGAAAUGUUUCCCAUCCUCAAAACCGAAGAGCGAGGGAUCACUCUCGAACAGUUACAACGACUUCCAGGUUUCAUCUCAAAGAUGGCGGAGCACUGGUGCGAAACUUUUGGAGAACAUCGUGGCCGACAGCUGCAGCUCAAGACUUUCAACUUGUACCAUGCGGAUUAUUGGAUCAUCAAGCCAGCCACAAAUGGCUAUGGGGGACAGGGCUGCAGUUUGGUUGAGGUGAUGGCAGUGCAAAUUCAGAGACCUGACUGGUUUGUGUCACAUGCCUGGAUUGA
Molecule: messenger RNA, 599 nt
Organism: Durusdinium trenchii
Lineage: Eukaryota; Dinophyceae; Suessiales; Symbiodiniaceae
Source: the annotation of a GenBank genome assembly